Zea mays is the source of this 1385-nucleotide messenger RNA. Its product is annotated as serine/threonine-protein phosphatase 7 long form homolog. The transcript is spliced from 6 exons. Gene Ontology annotation, biological process: meristem maintenance; meristem development. The coding region runs from base 171 to 1385 and encodes 404 amino acids. The record is from RefSeq and is a predicted model, not a curated record. NCBI's taxonomy places the organism in Eukaryota, Viridiplantae, Streptophyta, Magnoliopsida, Poales, Poaceae.
AGGGCGUUGAAAGGACUGCUGGAGUAGGCAUCACAUGGCUCCGUCAGUCUUUUGGUGUGUGCCCUGCUGAUGCUGAUGAGGCUACAGUCCAGUUCUAUUGUCGAGCUUGGAUCUUGCACAUGUUUGGUUGUGUCCUCUUCCCAGACGCCACAUGAGACUGCGCGUCCUGGAUGUACAUCCCAUGUCUAACCGACUGGGAUACAGCUGGACAGUACAGUUGGGGCUCCGCUGUGCUUUCUUUUUUGUACCGGCAGCUUUGUGAAGCUUGCCGUCGUACGUCCUCCUCUUCGUCUAUAGGCGGUUGCGUCUACCUCCUGCAGAUAUGGAUGUGGUUUCGCAUACCAGUUGGUCGACCACGUGUUUUCCAGCCUAGACCCUGGCCAUGGAUGAUUUAUGGAAAUGAACGUCUUCGACCGACGUAUGCUUAUAUUUGGGACCAAGUGGCAGCUCCUUUUGCGAGAGCUAAGAGGGCAUACAUGGAGUAUGUUAACGAGUUUGACACCCUUUCUGCCUCUAGCGUCACAUGGCAGCCAUACAACGCACCUGAGUAUGCUGGGAUGAUCUUUAGUGUAGUAUGCAGCAGUGAAGAUGAACUCUAUAUGAUGCAAUGUCCUUUGGUCUGUUUCUGGUGUGUUGAGUGGCACCUACCUCACAGGGUUCAGAGACAGUUUGGUAGGAACCAGCUAUGGCCGGUUGAAGAUGUUCCUACUUCAAAGGAGCUACACAAAUUUGACCGGCGGAAGCAAAAGAAGAUAACAGACUUUCGUCAACAUCAUCUGAUAUUAGUAAAUAAUUGGGAAUCGGGUGCUGAGAAUGUAUAUUCCAACGAUGAGUUGCACAACAACAGUGAUUACAGGCGGUACCAAGCUUGGUACCAGGGUGCGACUCGUUGUAAGCUUCGCCAGCAGUGGACAGCGGAAGACUACGCCGACAUUGAUUCUUCUGACGAUGAAGAAACGGAGUAUGACCUGUCCACUAGACUGGGAACCCAAGUGGAGGCGGCACCCAUAUUAGAUCGAGUGGGUAACACAUUGCGACGGUCGGUAGAGGACAUUGAUCGCCAACUUUUGACUACGGGCGACAGCAGCAUGCGCAGCUUCUUGCAGCGUUUAUCUAGGCGCCUACGUGGAGCUGCUGCUCGCUGUGGCUGCAGGACUACUGUUGAACAUGACGUCCAUGUACCAUCGUGUACCGACACAGCAACGCCCUCCACAGGUCUUGGUGCUGGCUUCGACUACGAUCACGACGAGAUAGGACCUUCACAGCUUGAGGGGGCUCCUUCGACACAGCCAUUACAACCACAAGAGCGUAGGCGACACCGCUCUCCACAACGUUACACUCUAGGCACCGACGCUUUAGGCAAGGGUAAGACUAGGAGACGUUGA